GUGUUGAUUGUGAGUACAGGUGAUACAGUGGUGACUCGACCCCGAUAUAAGCACCGGAGUGUUGUGGUGCCGAAAGGCCACUGUUGGGUCGAAGGGGACAACGCCGACAAGUCUAUGGACAGUUUUAAUCAAUACGUUUGGAUGCGUGCCGUUGGGACUGAUAUCUGCGAUAUGUCUGUACAUAAUAUGGCCGCCGAAGAGGUGGACCAAAGUGGAGACCGCGAUGCCUACGGAUCGGUCGACUGUUAUGUUUCCCAACGAUCG
Messenger RNA from Medioppia subpectinata, 264 nucleotides. Lineage: Eukaryota; Metazoa; Arthropoda; Arachnida; Sarcoptiformes; Oppiidae. The record is from the annotation of a GenBank genome assembly.